This is a messenger RNA of Aricia agestis (brown argus), 772 nucleotides long. RefSeq names its product E3 ubiquitin-protein ligase RNF181. Bases 255 to 698 code for a protein of 147 amino acids. Gene Ontology annotation, cellular component: cytoplasm. The transcript has 3 exons. Gene Ontology annotation, molecular function: ubiquitin protein ligase activity. Gene Ontology annotation, biological process: protein ubiquitination. The record is from RefSeq and is a predicted model, not a curated record. NCBI's taxonomy places the organism in Eukaryota, Metazoa, Arthropoda, Insecta, Lepidoptera, Lycaenidae.
AGUCAACCGUCAUCGUCAAAGAUUUUCUAAUGUUUUGGUUUUUCAAAUAUCUACAAUAAUUCUUGUUUAUUAUCAAAUUAAUGAGAAGUUUAUAAAUUAAUACAAUUUGCAAGAAAGUGUAGUGUCUGUCAAUAUAUAAACAUAAAGCGGUCGACUAACUAAUAAGUUCUUCAAAUCAGUAAGUGACUGGCAAAUUUGUGUUUGGAUCCCGUUUCCGAUGAAGUAAAGAAUACUGUACUGAAUCGGGAAGCAUUAUGGCUGACUAUUUCCAAGAAAUGGGUUGGAAUGAGCUUGGUGAAGGAGAGCAACCAAAUCACUUGCUUCACAUGGCAAGGUUUUUGAUUGAUUUUGGUAUAUACGGAGACAACUUUACAGGAGAGUGGCCCAGCUUACCUCCACCAGCUUCAAAAGAGGCUGUAAAGAACCUCCCGGAAAUUGUGAUAGAAUCUAUGGGCAAGAGCUGUCCUAUAUGCCUAAAAAAAUUUCAAGUAAACGAAAAAGCUAAACAGAUGCCAUGUGAGCAUCAGUUCCAUGGAAAAUGCAUCAUGACUUGGCUAGAACGGACUAAUUCCUGCCCUUUUUGCCGAUAUGAAUUGCCUACUGAUGAUGAGGGAUAUGAAGCAUUUAAAAAAGAGAAGAAAAGAGCUGAACAGAGGAAAGAAGAAUUGGAGAAUUUACACAACUCUAUGUUUAGUUGAUCUUUGUCAUUCCAUGUUCAUUAAAAUAUUAUUAUUAUUGUUGUAAAUAUUGUGUUUAUAAUCUUGUUAUUCUA